AUGUUCAAAAUUAUUCUUCUGAUAUUUUUAUUCGGAUUAGUUUCGGUUUCCUCGAAAAAAAUCCACAUUCAAAUUCGUGAUAAUGUAACACAAAGUUGUCCAAAUGUCGAUUCGGAUUUGAUCGAUGAAUCUUCAUUGAAAAUUUCAAUGAAAAUGUUGAAAUCAUCGAAUCAAGAAGAUGAUGGAGAAGAGAAAGAUGAAGUUACGAUAACUGAUUUAAAUGGUGAGACUAGGAAAAUUGAUUUCCCUGGUUGUUAUCGAGUCAAAGUUAGUUUCAAAAUGCUUCGGAAUAUUGAAAAUCCAUAUAUCGAAGCAUUUAUGCAAUUGGGUCAAAAUAUUCCAUGUCAAUCUGAAGAAAAAUUGCAAAAUUUACGAGGAGUCGAAUCGAUUUGCACAAAUGUUACGAAACCAGCGAGUUGGUGUCCACAGAGUUAUAAUUCACAGUUGAGAAAUAUGUUAGGAAAUAAGAAAUCAUGGUGAGUCGAUCAAUAGAUACUGUAGAUCGAGAAUAACGUUUUCUAGCAAAUUCUGUUCACUAUGUGAAAACGCUAAAGACGAAUCGAAGUUAUCGAAAAUCCGAAAAUUCGUGACAAACGAAGGACGACAGGAAUGCUCAACUAAGGAUGAUAUUCAUAGAUAUACUUUCAAAAUGUGCACACCAAAUCAAAGCGAAGUUAACGAAAAUGACGAAAUAUCGAAGGAUAAAAUUGAGGAAUAUUGGCAUUAUUUGAAACAGGUUAAGAUUGAUGUCCGUGUUCGAAAAUAUAUUGAUUUUUUGAAUUUUUUUCUCAAGAUUCCGGUUCAAAAACGUUCAAUAACAAAAUAAAAAUCAUUUCUUAAAAUUUUCAUAGUUGAAUAGAAAAAUUGAACAAAAUAACUUUUAAAAUAUUUUUUAAAUAUAACCAAUUUUGACUAUCUAAAAUUUUGAGAAAAACAAAAAAUCUAUAUAUUUUUUGCUACACAAGAUUCAAAUUUUCUCCACCUAACUUCUAUCAUACUUCCAGGGAAUAAUGACAACCGUAAUCCACGUCAUGGAUCGAUCACCAAUGACAACAAAAAGAUCAGAUCAAUGUCAAAAAAUGUGUGGAACUUUUAUGGAUUCAACACUGAAUCCAACUUAUAAGAAGACUUUGGAAAAAUCGAUUGAAAAGCUUUGUGCACCAGUUGACACUUAUGCUGCGUGUCUUUAUCAUACUGUUAAAUUUGAUGUUAAUUCAGAUUUUUGA
Messenger RNA from Caenorhabditis angaria, 1226 nucleotides. NCBI's taxonomy places the organism in Eukaryota, Metazoa, Nematoda, Chromadorea, Rhabditida, Rhabditidae. The record is from the annotation of a GenBank genome assembly.